Acanthosepion pharaonis is the source of this 2067-nucleotide messenger RNA. Lineage: Eukaryota; Metazoa; Mollusca; Cephalopoda; Sepiida; Sepiidae. The record is from the annotation of a GenBank genome assembly.
AUGCCGAUCUCUCCCUCCCUCUCUCUCUCUCUCUCUCUCUCUCUAUAUAUAUAUAUAUAUAUAUAUAUAUAUAUAUAUAUUCUGUCCCAACCGUUCAUUAUCUAUCUAUCUAUCUAUCUAUCUAUCUAUCUACCAUAUUCUAUUUUGACUUUUCCUCUUGUCUGUCUGUUUGUUUCAUUCCUCCUCCUCCCUCUCUCUCUCUCUCUCUCUAUCUAUCUAUCUAUCUAUCUAUCUAUCUAUCUAUCUCUCUCUCUCUCUAUAUAUAUAUAUAUACUCACUAAAUUUUUUUCCUUCAUUUUUUAUUCAGUUUUUCAUUUUCUUUUCUAUUUUUCUUUCUUCAAAUUCUUCUUGCAAUCCAUAAUUCAUUUCUUUCUUUCUUCUUUCUUUUAUUCUUUCUUUCCUUUCUUUCUUCUUUCUUUCUCUAUUCCUUUCUUUCUUCUUUUUCUUUUUUCCCUCUUCUCUUCAUUUCAGUUUUCAUUCUUUCUUCAUUUCAUUUUUUCUUCUUUCUUGUCUCCUUUCUUUUUCUCAUUUUUCUUCUUUCUUCUUUCUCCCUUCCUUUCUUCAUUUCAUCUCCUUCCUUCCUUCUUUCAUUCGAUUCUUUUCUUUUUUAUUUUCUUUUUCCUUUAUUUCUUCAUACUGAUAUCGUCCUUUUGUCUCCUCGUCACCAUUCCACAUAUUAUAUCCACGUUUAUUACCGCCGAGACUUGGGACACUAAGCAGCCUAAUGUUAUGACAAGUCACAAAUUCAAUAUGGCGUCGGAUGAUAUGGUCUUUCUUUCUUGUUUGUGUGAAUUAUUUCCUUCUCCUUCGUUUAUUCUUACUCCCACCUUCUUUCCCGUUUUAUUCUUCGUUUUCUCAAUUUCCCUAUUAUUCUUUCGCAGUAUUUACUGGAUUAAUCUUCUUUUUUUUUUCGUAUUUUUUUCACACUUUCUUCUUUGUUUCGACUGUUUAUAUUCCGCAUACUCGCUUCUCUCUUUGUUUCUCUGUCGCCCCUCUCUCUUUGUUUCUCUGUCGCUCCUCUCUUUGUUUCUCUCUUGCUCCUCUUUCUGUUUCUUUCUCGCCCCUCUCUCUUUCUCUGGCUCUUUUUUCUUUCUCUCUCACUCCUCUUUGUUUCUCUUCCUCCUCUCUUUGUUGCUCUCUCUCUCCUCUCUCGCUCCUUUCUUUGUUUCUCUGCCGUUCGUCUCUUUGUUUCUCUCUCACUCCUCUCUCUGUUUCUCUAUAACUCCUCUCUUUGUUUUUCUCUCGCUCCUCUCUCUUUCUCUCUCGCUCCUCUCUCUUUCUCUCUCGCUCCUCUCUCUUACUCUCUCGCUUCCCACUUUGUUUUUCUCUCUCGCUCCUCUCUUUCUUUCUCUCUCGUUCCUUUCUUUGUUUCUCUCUCGCACCUCCCUUUCUUUCUCUCUCGCUCCUCUCUCUUUCUCUCUCGCUCCUCUCUCUUUCUCUCUCGCUCCUCUCUCUUUCUCUCUCGCUUCCUUCUUUGUUUCUCUCUCUCGCUCCUCUCUUUCUUUCUCUCUCGUUCCUCUCUUUGUUUCUCUCUCGCUCCUCUCUCUGUUUCUCUCUCGCGCUUCUCUCUUUGUUCCACUCUCUCGCUUCACUCUUUGUUGCUCUCUCUCGCUCCUUUUUUUGUUGUUCUCUCGCUUCUCUCCUUCUUUCUCUCUCCCUUCACUCUUUCUUUCUCUCUCGCUCCUCUCUUUGUUCCUCUUUCGCUCCUCUCUUUCUGUCACUCUCGCUCAUCUCUUUGUUUCGCUCUCUCGCUUCUCUCUUUGUUCCUCUCUCGCUCUUCUCUUUCUUUGGCUUCUGUCUCUCUCAUCCCUCUUUCUCUUUCUAUCUCUCCCUUUCACUCUCUCUCUUGCUUCUCUCUCGGUUAACUCGUUUCUCUCCCGUGCUUCUCUCUUUCUUUGGCUUCUCUCUCUUAUUUCUCUCAUCUCUAUCAUUCACUCUCUCUUGCUUCUCUCUCGGUUCUCUCCAUCUUUCAAUUCCCCCCUUCUCUCAAUUCUCUCUCUCUCUCUUUCGCUUGUCGCUCUUUAUGGAUACUUCUUUUCACCCUCCCAACUAUGGAUUAAAUAUUAA